CAGAAAAGGGCAUGCAAAGCGGAAGCGGGGUUGCAGGGGAGCGGAAAAGGGUCUCGGUAAAGCGGAAGAGGAAGUCUCCGCACAAUCUAGGGCUGUGGCGGUAGGGGCUGGCGGUUGGGCUACGCUUUCAGUGCGGUCCGGGGAAGAAUCCUAGGAUUGUCGCUGUGGAAUGGACUCUUGCGCUCCUCCAAGCCAUUCCCAAACAGGGAGCCUCCCUAGUUCUGCGGCUUGUCUCCUGCGAAGCCGCCGCGCAGACCUGCCCCCUGCUGGGCGUAGGAACGCAGUGCCGAGCGCCGCGGACCGACGUUGCCAGAGAAUAAUCAUUUGGGGCACUGGCAGUAAUCAGCGUUCCGUGAAUUGCUGGACGGGAGGCCUGCUUAUGAAGAGGCAUGGAGUUGAAACAGGAAAUGGCAAGAAGUCUUUUGAAGACAUCAUCUCUGUGUGUAAGGACAAAAUUGCUAAAUCAAGUGGGAUUGUCACUAUAUAAUACAUCCCAUGGCUUCCAUGAGGAAGAAGUGAAAAAAAAACUUGAGCAGUUUCCUGGUGGAUCCAUUGACCUUCAGAAGAAAGACAAUGGCAUUGGCAUUCUUACUCUGAACAAUCCAAGUAAAAAGAAUGCCUUCUCAGGUGUUAUGAUGCUGCAACUUCUGGAAAAAGUGAUUGAAUUAGAAAAUUGGACAGAGGGGAAAGGCGUUAUUGUCCGAGGGGCAAAAAAUACUUUCUGUUCAGGAUCUGAUCUGAAUGCAGUGAAAGGACUAGGAACUUCAGAGGAUGGAGUGGCCUUAUGUAUGUUCAUGCAGAAUACCUUAACAAGAUUUAUGAGACUUCCUUUAAUAAGUGUUGCACUGGUUCAAGGUUGGGCAUUGGGUGGAGGAGCAGAACUUACUACAGCAUGUGAUUUCAGGUUAAUGACACCAGAGAGUGAGAUCAGAUUUGUCCAUAAGGAGAUGGGUAUAAUACCAAGCUGGGGUGGCACUACCCGGCUGGUUGAAAUAAUUGGCAGUAGACAAGCUCUCAAAGUGUUAAGUGGGGCCCUCAAACUGGAUUCAAAAAAAGCUCUAAACAUAGGAAUGGUCGAAGAUGUCUUGCAAUCUUCAGAUGAAACUAAAUCUCUAGAAGAGGCUCAAGAGUGGCUACAGCAAUUUGUCCAAGGGCCACCAGAAGUAAUUAGAGCUUUGAAAAAAUCUGUUUGUUCAGGCAAAGAGCUAUAUUUAGAGGAGGCAUUACAGGAUGAAAGAGAUCUUUUAGGAAAACUUUGGGGUGGACCUAUAAAUUUAGAGGCUGUUGCUAAGAAAGGAAAAUUUAAUAAAUAGUUUUUAAAAAUGUGGACAAACUAUAAAGCUCCAACAAUAUGUAUUAAAUGAUAUUAAAUGUGAACAUUAGAACUA
Microcebus murinus (gray mouse lemur) is the source of this 1388-nucleotide messenger RNA. RefSeq names its product ethylmalonyl-CoA decarboxylase 1 (gene ECHDC1). Lineage: Eukaryota; Metazoa; Chordata; Mammalia; Primates; Cheirogaleidae. Gene Ontology annotation, cellular component: cytosol. The record is from RefSeq and is a predicted model, not a curated record. Gene Ontology annotation, molecular function: catalytic activity. Gene Ontology annotation, biological process: fatty acid beta-oxidation.